This is a messenger RNA of Pelobates cultripes (western spadefoot toad), 2822 nucleotides long. NCBI's taxonomy places the organism in Eukaryota, Metazoa, Chordata, Amphibia, Anura, Pelobatidae. The record is from the annotation of a GenBank genome assembly.
AUGACUGCCAGUAUCAUGAGUCACCUCCCAUCAAUUCUUAUAGUGCGGGCCGCGGCGCCUUUGCGGCUGGUCGCACUAUACUGCACUGACUGCAGUUAUAUGGAGGAGCAGGGGGAGGUGUUGUGGCGUCACACAACGUGAUGCUGACGUCAUGCCAACGUGGGCCGCUGCGCAGUGUAGGGUGAUUGUAUGAAUUUGAUGUGUAGGGGAGUGCAGAUUUUUUAUUUGUAGGGACUGUAUGAACUUUGUGAAGUGGGUGCAGGGUUUUUAUGUGUAGGGGGUGUAUGAAGUUUAUGUGAUGGGGUGUAUGAAGUUUAUGUGAUGGGGUGUAUGAAGUUUAUGUGUAGAGGGUGUAUGAAGUUUAUGUGUAGGGGGUGUAUGAAGUUUAUGUGUAGGGGGUGUAUGAAGUUUAUGUGUAGGGGGUGUAUGAAGUUUAUGUGAUGGGGUGUAUGAAGUUUAUGUGAUGGGGUGUAUGAAGUUUAUGUGAGGGGGUGUAUGAAGUUUAUGUGUAGGGGGUGUAUGAAGUUUAUGUGAUGGGGGUGUAUGAAGUUUAUGUGAUGGGGUGUAUGAAGUUUAUGUGUAGGGGGUGUAUGAAGUUUAUGUGUAGGGGUGUAUGAAGUUUAUGUGUAGGGGGUGUAUGAAGUUUAUGUGAUGGGGGUGUAUGAAGUUUAUGUGAUGGGGUGUAUGAAGUUUAUGUGUAGGGGAUGUAUGAAGUUUAUGUGAUGGGGUGCAGGGUUUUUAUAUAAAGAGGGGGUAUGAGAUGUGAGGGGGUAUUUGAUGUGUAGGGUGGGUGCAGGAUUUUUAUGUGUGGGGGAUGCACAAUUUUUAUGUGCAAUAAAUAUUCUUGAAGACAUUAACAAAAAUGUGUGGGUGUAUUUUUUUACAUUUUAAGGGAGAAGAAGGGGGGGAGGGGCAGGGUCCGCCCCGGAUGCCAAAUGCUCUAGGUACGCCCCUGCAUUAGAUGACUCUUUAAAGAUAGUGUUUAGGAAGGCUGUGCACAUUACUUGCAGAGAGGUGGGACUAGGACUUCAUAAACAAAGUGAUUUAACACAAGAUGGAAAAGUAACACAAUUGGAAGGUGAAAAUGAAGUGGAGAAUAGACCCACUAAUUAAGUUGAGCGUAACGGCAGUUGCCAUUAUAAUCCAUAGGCUAUUCUGAAGAGGUGGAUUUUUAGGGAAUUAUUAAAAAAAUUGACGAGUAGGGAAGAGUCUGAUGGGGGGAAGUUGUUCCAAUGGAGCCGCCCAUGAGAAGACCUGUAAGCUGGAGUUAGCAAUACGGGUAUGUGCAGGAGACAGGAGAGUGGAGAGGCCGAGAAGGGGUGUAGUUAUGAAUUAGUUUAGAAAUGUAGUGGGGGGUAGAUUCUUUGCGAUUAAUUACUGUCUUCUGUCAAUGACUACAAACGGUCUCAUUAUAUCUCAGUAUUAUCUCCUAAUGACUCAGAGCUGUCUCUCAAUGACUAUGAACUGUCUCUUUAUAUCUCAGUAUUACUUCCUAAUGACUCAGAGCUGUCUCUCAGUGACUACGAACUGUCUCUUUAUAUCUCAGUAUUACCUCCUAAUGACUCAGAGCUGUCUCUCAAUGACUACGAACUGUCUCUUUAUAUCUCAGUAUUAUCUCCUAAUGACUCAGAGCUGUCUCUCAAUGACUAUGAACUGUCUCUUUAUAUCUCAGUAUUACCUCCUAAUGACUCAGAGCUGUCUCUCAGUGACUACGAACUGUCUCUUUAUAUCUCAGUAUUACCUCCUAAUGAUUCAGAGCUGUCUCUCAGUGACUACGAACUGUCUCUUUAUAUCUCAGUAUUACCUCCUAAUGACUCAGAGCUGUCUCUCAAUGACUAUGAACUGUCUCUUUAUAUCUCAGUAUUACCUCCUAAUAACUCAGAGCUGUCUCUCAGUGACUACGAACUGUCUCUUUAUAUCUCAGUAUUACCUCCUAAUGACUCAGAGCUGUCUCUCAAUGACUAUGAACUGUCUCUUUAUAUGUCAGUAUUACCUCCUAAUGACUCAGAGCUGUCUCUCAGUGACUAUGAACUGUCUCUUUAUAUCUCAGUAUUACCUCCUAAUGACUCAGAGCUGUCUCUCAAUGACUAUGAACUGUCUCUUUAUAUCUCAGUAUUAUCUCCUAAUGACUCAGAGCUGUCUCUCAAUGACUAUGAACUGUCUCUUUAUAUCUCAGUAUUACCUCCUAAUGACUCAGAGCUGUCUCUCAGUGACUACAAACUGUCUCUUUAUAUCUCAGUAUUACCUCCUAAUGACUCAGAGCUGUCUCUCAAUGACUAUGAACUGUCUCUUUAUAUGUCAGUAUUACCUCCUAAUGACUCAGAGCUGUCUCUCAGUGACUAUGAACUGUCUCUUUAUAUCUCAGUAUUAUCUCUAAUGACUCAGAGCUGUCUCUCAGUGACUACGAACUGUCUCUUUAUAUCUCAGUAUUAUCUCCUAAUGACUCAGAGCUGUCUCUCAAUGACUAUGAACUGUCUCUUUAUAUGUCAGUAUUACCUCCUAAUGACUCAGAGCUGUCUCUCAGUGACUAUGAACUGUCUCUUUAUAUCUCAGUAUUACCUCCUAAUGACUCAGAGCUGUCUCUCAAUGACUAUGAACUGUCUCUUUAUAUCUCAGUAUUACCUCCUAAUGACUCAGAGCUGUCUCUCAGUGACUAUGAACUGUCUCUUUAUAUCUCAGUAUUAUCUCCUAAUGACUCAGAGCUGUCUCUCAGUGACUACGAACUGUCUCUUUAUAUCUCAGUAUUACCUCCUAAUGACUCAGAGCUGUCUCUCAAUGACUAUGAACUGUCUCCCAUUGAUUCAAUGGAGUGUUUGUGUUAA